This is a messenger RNA of Paramecium primaurelia, 2850 nucleotides long. NCBI's taxonomy places the organism in Eukaryota, Ciliophora, Oligohymenophorea, Peniculida, Parameciidae. The record is from the annotation of a GenBank genome assembly.
AUGGGAAAUAUUUUCUCUAAUUCUUGCAUAGAUUGUUCUAGAAGAAAUUAACAUGAUUAGAGAAUCGAUUAAACAUUUGAAGGGAUUUUAGAAUAGGAAUGUAUACACUGGGAUACUAUUUAAAAAAGAUUUCUGAGAACCAAAUUCUUUGUCACAAGACCUAAGAAUAACAAAAUCUAUUAUAUAUCUGAUAGUGGAUCAAUUAUGAGGAUGUAAUAGCAUAUAUAACAUCAAAAUUAGUGAGCAAAUCAGUGAUCAAUAACUCUAAUAAUUUGAAAUAUUUACUAAUAUAGAACAAAUAAAAUACCUUAAAUGGGUAGGUUAAUAUGGAAAUAAUUAAUUAAAAAAUGGACAGUGGAAAGCUUUUUGGCAAGGUGAAGCUUUAAUCGGUAUAGGAGGGGCAUACUCUGAAGAUGGAAAAAAAUAAGGAUAAUGGAAUUAACCAUUCUAAAAUUUUUCAAAGUAAACAUAUUGUUUAUUUAAAAGGUAAUUUUAGGUGUGUGAAAAUGGAAAAUAUUUAAAUGAUUAGAAAAUACAAUUAUGGAAAUACACCCUUGGGCAUGAAGAAAUGUUAAUUAUUUUAGUAUAUUAGUGGCGGUGGAUUAUAUGACAAUUAAUUAAAGCAAGGAUAAUGGAUUGAAUUGGUCAAUAACUUUUCAGAGUAUAUAAUAAAAUAAUAUUAUUAAUUAGUCAUAGUUAAAUAACUUUAUAGGGUGAAUAUAAUAAUGGUAACAAAGUGGGUAGAUGGGGUUUCUAUCAUAGGAAGAAAAUUUAUUAGCACUUUGAAAUUAUGUAUAAUACUAUUUGAAUAAAACAUUUAUUUUUAGUGGGGGUGGAUCAUAUGAUGAUUAAGAAGGAAGAGAUUCAUUUAAAAUAGGAAAAUGGUAAGAGCCCAGUGAUGGAUUUCAUAAGUAAAUUUUUCACAUAAAUUAAAUGUUUUAGUGAUAACUAAGUAAUGUAUGAAGGUGAAUAUUAAAAUGGUAUCAAAGUUGGGAAAUGGAAAAUUUAUAUGAUUUGUAAAGAUGGACAAAGUAUUACAAUGUAAUUCUAUUUUCUUAAAUUAAUAUUUCUUAAUAAGUGGUGACGAACAAUAUGGCAAUUAGUAAGAAGCUGAAAAUCUACUUGGUAUUAAAUAGGGUAAAUAGUGUGAAUUGAUGGAUUUACUUCAAAAGUACAUUGAACAUUUAAUAACUAUUAUGUUUAGUUCGAGUCAGAUCACUUAUUUUGGUGAAUAUAGAAAGGGCAUAAAAGUUGGCAGAUGGGAAAUUUACUGGAACUAAAAUAAUGAUAAAUCUUUUAAAUUGAUGUAAAAUUAUUAUUUAAAUUAUUUUAUUAUAAUAUAGUGGCGGGGGAUUAUAUUAAGACAAAUUAGAGGGUUAAUUUUAAAAUGAACUUAAAUAAGGUAGAUGGGUUGAGUUGAGUGAGGAAUUUAGGGAGUAUUUUGAAUUAUUCAUAAUUUUAAUUAGUUCAAGUUAAAUCACUUGGAAGGGUGAUUAUCAGAACAAUAAUAAAGUUGGUAGAUGGAAUAUCAGGUUUUAUUGGAAAAAUAUGUAAAAAAUAUUUAUUUUAACACUUAUCUAUUUUAGUGGUGGGGGAUUAUAUGAUGUAGUUGAUGUUGGUUUGACAACAAAAGUUGGGAAAUGGAUAGAAAUUAGCGAUAGGUUUGAUAGGUAAAUAAAUUAUAAUGCACACUAAUUUUUAGAGAGAAUUAAAUCAUUUAUAAAGGAACAUAUAAGUAUGGUAAAAAAGUUGGUAGAUGGCAUAUUUAGAUUAGAAAUAUACAAUCAAAGAAAGGCAAUGAAGAAAUGUAAAAUUAAUAUUUAUUUCUAUAAUCUUUCAUUUAGUGGUGGGGGGUGCUAUGAUGAAGAAGGUCAGGCCCUUAAGAUUGGGAAGUGGAUUGAUGUGGAUGAUGGAUUUUCUUAGCAGAAAUCAAUAACUUAUCAUGGUGAAUAUAAAAAUGGUAAAAAAGUAAGGAGAUGGGAUACUUAUCAGACUUCAGGGGAAUAAAUGUAUAAUAUAGAUUAUAUAAAUAUUUUUAGUGGCGGGGGAUGCUAUGAUGAAAAAGGUGAUGGGAUAAAGAUUGGUAAGUGGAUUGAUUUGGAUGAUGCAUUUGAUUGUGAAAACAAAGUGACUUAUCACGGUGAAUACUAUAAUGGUAAAAAAGUAGGUAAAUGGAAUACAUAUUGGACCAGAGAAUAAAGGUAUAAUUAAAAUUUGAAUAAACUUUUUUAGAGGAGGUGGAUCUUAUGAUGAAUAAGGUGAUGGCAUUAAGAAUGGUAAGUGGAUUGAUUUAAGUGAUAAAUAUCAGAUGAUUACUAAAGUAAUUUUUGCUGGAGAAUAUAAAAAUGGUAAAAAGGUUGGUAUGUGGAUGACUUUACUUUGGAAUGAUAUGGUUAAAUAUUAUUAAUAAAUGUAAAAUAUUUGAAAUAUCAUCAUAAUAAUUUUUAGUGGUGGAGGAUGUUAUGAUGGACAAGGUCAUGGCACAAAAAAUGGGAAAUGGAUUGAAUUGGAUGAAAAUAAUAAUAAACAAAAAUCAAUUUUAUAUUAUGGUGAGUAUAAAUAGGGUAAAAAGAUAGGGAGAUGGGAUAUUAUGAAAAAAAGAAGAGGCUAACCAAGUAAAUAUAUGUAAAAAUUAAUUUAAUAUGGUUUAUAAAAAAUUUUAGUGGUGGUGGAUCCUAUGAUGAAAAAGGUAAUGGCGUUAAGAUUGGAGAGUGGAUUGAUUUGGAUGAAUAUGGAAAAGAAAGUCGUUAAAUAACCCUACAUGGUAAGUAUUAAAAUGGGGAAAAAGUUGGUAUCUGGAAAGUAUUUUUAAAACAUUAGUAAAUUGCUAAAAUUUAAUAUCUAAUUUGA